Messenger RNA from Tetranychus urticae (two-spotted spider mite), 1588 nucleotides. RefSeq lists its product as uncharacterized. NCBI's taxonomy places the organism in Eukaryota, Metazoa, Arthropoda, Arachnida, Trombidiformes, Tetranychidae. The record is from RefSeq and is a predicted model, not a curated record.
UAAGGGAUGAUAAGCUAUCUCGAAUUGAAGCAUCCUCUUCACUACUCUAUUUCUAAUCAGUGUAACUGAGAGGUAACCAACGAGAGAGAUAUAAUCAGUAAUUGAGUUGUUGCACUCAAGGCUCUAUUGUUUCUCCACAUUUCUUUUUGUCUUAAUUAAUUAAAGUAUUUUUGCUUGUGCUUUUAACUAUGGUUAAGGAUUAUUAAUUGGCGUCAAUUAAUAGGAAAAGCAACAUGUCCAGCAUCUCGUCAAGUAAACAGUUCAAACAGGACAUCAACUUAUUAUUUAAUAAACUACAUUCAAUAAUAUCUGAACUGGAGGCCAAGAUAGUUGAAAGAGACGAGUCUCUGAGAGAGGAAGUAAAACAAGAUUUGAUAAUUAUUCAGCGUGCCUCGUGCAAUAUUGAUGCCACUCUAACAACCCAACCAGGAUUCACAACUAAUCAAAUAGAUCAACCAAUCAAUUUGAUAACCAAAUCUACAGUUGACAGUGGUAACACAAUUAAUAGGAACACAUCACCAAACUCAAUCAUCAAAAACACAUCACCCAUAAGCCAAAGCGUAAUCACCACAGCAAGAAGUGGAACCAGCUGCGACAACAGCAGUUCAAGACAAGACUUUGAAGCUGAAAAUGAGCCUUUAAAGAAUAUGGAAAAUUCUUCAUCGAGCAACAAUCAAAUUUCAGCGCAAAAUUUACAUUCAACAUCACUUUCAUCAGCAUUAUCCUUAUCAUUGUCAUCAGCAUUAUCACCAUCUUCCUCUUCGUCUUCCCUAAAUAACCGAGUCAAAGAAAACCGAUGUCCAAUGUGUGCUCAAAGAUUUACGCAGCUCAAUUCACUCAAGAGGCACAUCAGAUCACAUACCGGUGAAAGACCGUUUCCCUGUGGAUAUUGUGAGAAACGCUUUGUAGACAGGGAAAGAUUAAAGGUUCAUGUAAGGAUUCACACGGGCGAAAAGCCAUUCAGUUGUAAUCUGUGCAGUCGUCGGUUCAGUCAAAAGUCAACCGUUAAAAGACACAUGUCAGUCCAUACAGGACUUAAACCAUUCCAGUGUGGAUCAUGUUCAAAGAGAUUUGGAACUCGGGAUAACCUGAGAGUUCACGAGAAAAGCCAUUUUCAAGUUGAUUAACAUUAGAAUCAAUCCAUUUGAUAAACUCUGGAAUAAUAUGAUAUUCCUUUGGUGGUCCUUUCAUUGGCUCAACUAUUCACAGGAAGAAGAUAGUAAAAUGAGUAAAACUAAAGCAAAGCAUAAAAUUAUAUUAUUUUAUUUACUUGCUAUUUAUUGGCCUCUUCAAUGUUACCAUGAAUUUGAAGCAAUCAAUUUACUAAUUUGCAAAAGUCACUUCAUCAUAAUUCUCGUAACUGCUAAUUCAUCAAAAUUACCAUUCAGGUAAAACUUACUUGAACAUCUUGAAUAUCAUUAAAUAACUUUCCUUUAAUGUAAUUUGAUACAUUUUAUAUCAUGAAUUUCAAAUUAAAGUGCAAUUGAAAAUGCCACUCAAUGAAACACUGAAUUGUUUCAGUUGAAAUUUGUCAACAAAAGACAAAAGUUGAUUAAAAAAAUACAUUUCCAAAUGAACAAAAUAUCAA